Knipowitschia caucasica is the source of this 918-nucleotide messenger RNA. Lineage: Eukaryota; Metazoa; Chordata; Actinopteri; Gobiiformes; Gobiidae. The record is from the annotation of a GenBank genome assembly.
AUGGAGGCAGACAUAUUCGACUGUGCCAAGGCUCCAGAGAUGGAAGAGCUCUUCUCCGGAGAGAAGAGGAAGUUGAUUCAACCGACCGCUUUGAAAGAUCCAAAGCUGACAGAGCUCAAAGAGGCCCUGGUGGACUGGAUCAAUAGCACUCUGAAAGCGGAGCACAUUGUGGUCCAGAGUUUGGAGGAGGAUAUGUUUGACGGCCUGGUCCUGCAUCACCUGCUGAUGCGUUUGGCCGGAGUGCAGCUGGACGUGGAGGAGAUGGCCCUGACCUCCGCUGCUCAGACCCACAAACUGGAGCUGGUCCUGGGACAGCUGCAGCAGCACUUGGGCCUGGACGAGGACCAGACCAAGUGGAGCAUCCACCUCAUCCACCACAAAGACCUGCUGGCCACGGUUCAUCUGCUCGUUGCCAUGGUGAGGCGGUUCCAGCCGGAGCUCGAGCUGCCGCCGGGGGUGGAGGUUGAGGUGGUGGUGGUGGAGGUCAGCAAGAGCGGGAUUAAGUCGGAGACGCAGAGAGAGGUGUUGACGGAGAAGAGGAGCGAAGGCGCAGACUCCCUGAGCGCUCCUGAGAGGGACCACCCCAUCGAUCACCUCCUCCGGCUGGACUCUGCCAAGGUCACCACCGUCAAACAGGCUGUUUUGCACUUUGUCAACAAGAAUAUGUCGUCUCUGGGUCUGCAGGUGGCUGAUAUGGACCGACAGUUUGCUGAUGGGGUAAUCCUGCUGCUGCUGAUUGGACAGUUAGAGGGAUACUUCGUCCCACUUUACCACUUUUACCUGACUCCGUCCCAUCGCUCGGAAAUGCUCCAUAAUGUGACUGUGGCGCUGGACUUCCUCAGUCACGCUGGAAUGGAAGUGUCCAGCAUUUCUCCACAAGCGAAGGGAGGUGGGAGAACAAUCUAUACCACCGCUUAA